ACACACUCACACCCUGACCCACCCACAGACACACCCUGACCCACCCACAGACACACACACACACACCCUGACCCACCCACAGACACACACACAGCCUGACCCACCCACAGACACACACACUCACACACGCUGACACACAGAGACAUUCAAAAAGUCCAGCCCUGCCUGUGUCUUUGCGCACACGGACCCCCACCUGGGCUGCGGGGCCAUGUGUACGAGUUUGAUUCCCACCGCUGGACUUCUCGUCUUCGUCACCGCCAUCGCCUCCGUCCUGCUGCCCAUCUCCUCCGAUGCCACCCACGUGCACGUCAGCUUCCGAGAAAAGCGGGGAACUCGACGGCCAGACGCUUCGCCACCAGACACACAUGCUGGUGAGGCUGGCGUGGAGGUGAGCGAGUACUCGGUGAGGUGCCUGGUGGAGUCUCGCUACGCGCGCACCUGGGCCCGACUCGAGGUGGUCAACGCGGGUGCGGCCCGCCGCCUCGUGCCGCUGCAGCUGCCCGUGCCGGCGUCGGCCUUCGUCUCCAACUUCAGCGUGGUUGUAGGUAACAAGACCUAUGUCAGCAGGGUACGGGAGAGGGCACAGCAGAAGGCCGCUGUACACAAACACAGCUACAAUGAUACCGGUCCGCGUGGCUGGCACGUGCUGCGCGCCUCGGUGCCCGUGCCGGCCGGGGCCCGUGCCGUGCUGGCAAUCACCCACGAGGCGCUGCUGCAGCGGCGGCUGGGCCGCUACGAGGUGGCGCUGAGCAUGCGGCCGGGCGUCGCGGCGCGCUCCCUGCGCCUCCACGUGGAGCUGGCGGAGAGCGCCGGGAUCUCGGAGCUCACGGUGCUGCCGCUGAGGCCGGCCGCGGGGCAGACAACGGCGGCGCGUCGGCACGACACGGGGCAGGCCCCCGAGGGCACGGCAGUGGAGCGCUCGGCGACCCGGGCGCGGGUCCGCUACGAGCCCACGGUCCAGCAGCGGAGCGGGCUCUCGGCAGCCGAGCGGCUGGGCGAGUUCGUCGUGUGGUACGACGUCUCGCGACACCUCGGCGUGGGGGACAUACAGGUGCGUGACGGUUACUUUGUGCACUACUUUGCGCCCACGGACCUGCCGGCCGUGCCCAAGGACGUGGUGUUUGUCAUCGACACCAGCGGCUCCAUGAUCGGCACCAAGAUCGGGCAGACCAAGGACGCCAUGCAGACGAUCCUGAAGGAGCUGCGCACGGGCGAUCGUUUUAACGUGGUCACCUUCUCGGAGAGGGUGCGGGUGUGGAGGCCGGGCCGCAUGGUGGAAGUGACGCGCGACGCCGUGCGUGACGCUCGCAAGUACAUCUACCUCGCCUCGCCCGCGGGAGGCACGAACAUCAACGCCGCGCUGCUGACCGGCGCCAGGCUCCUGGCACGCCCCGCGGCGCCGGCGGACGACCGCGUGUCGCUGCUGGUGUUCCUGACGGACGGGCAGCCGACGGCCGGCGACACGGACCGCGUGGCCAUCGUGACGCAGGCGCGCGCCGCCGCCGCCCAGGGACGCUUCUGCAUCUUCAGCCUGGGCUUCGGCGCCGACGCCGACUUCGCGCUGCUAGACGCGCUGGCGGCCGGCAGCUGCGGGGUGGCGCGGCGCGUCUACGACGGCGCCGACGCCAGCGCGCAGCUCAAGGGCUUCUACGACGAGAUCGGCACGCCGGUGCUGACGGACGUGCGGGUGGCGUACCCCGACGGCGGCGUGCGGGACCUCACCCAGAGCGUCUUCGCCAACUACUUCAACGGCUCCGAGCUGGUGGUGGCCGGCCGGCUGGCGGGGAACAGGAGCGGCGGUGGCGCUGCGCCGUUUUCCGGCGACGCGCUCAGGGUGCAGGUGUCGGCGCGGGCCGCGGGGAACCGGCUCCGCGUGGAGGGCGACGUCGCGCUGCAGAAACCUUCAGCGCCGGGCGGCACCGGCACCGGCCACGGCAACGGGACGGAGGAGGAGGAGGCGCGCGAGCCUCUGACUCCUCGCCUCUGGGCCUUCCUCACCAUCAAGGAGCUGCUGAAGACGCGGCUGAGGGACCCGCUGCGUGGCAACGGCUCCACGGCGGGCACGGGCGGGGCGGCCGCGCCGCCACGGUCGCCGCUCGACGCUACCCAGCGAGCGAUGGACCUCUCGCUCCAGCACCACUUCCUCACGCCCGUGACCUCGCUCGUGAUGGAGGAGGAGGACGAGGGGCAGGAGGAGGAGCAGGAGGAGGCUGACGAGGGGGAGGAGGAGGAGGCUGACGAGGCAGGUGCUGGGGAGGAGAGGACCCGGGAUGGCAACGGGCAGAAUAAAGUUGAGGAGGAAGAUGAAGAGGAGGCGGAGGAGGAGGGACCGGAGGAUGUUGGAGGGCUGGACGGGACGCAGUUCGCGCUGCCGGCGGCGUACCUCGCCACCGAGGAGGAGGAGGCGGCGGCGGCAGCGGAGAGCGGUGCGCGAGCGGGCGCCAAGCCGGCUAAGUUGUCGGCUGACGGGGACCCGCACUUCGUGGUGGAGCUGCCACGUAGCGGCCUCACCGUGUGCUUCAACAUCGACGGAGAGCCGGGCCACGUGCUGCGUCUGGUGGACGACCACGGCCACUCCGGCGUGACGGUGAACGGGCAGCUCGUGGGCUCUCCGGCUCCGCCGGGCUCCCGCAAGCGACGCCGCACGUACUUCGGCACCGUGGCGCUGGUGUCGGAGCACCCGCGCCGGGCCUACGUGCUGGUGACGCCGACGCGCGUCGUGCUGGAUGGCGCCGAGCGGCUGGUGCUGCCCUGCGACCGCAGCGCCAGCGCGCGGCGGGACGGGCUCGCGGUCGCCGUGGCGGCAGGCACCAGCGUGACGGUGACGCUCCUCGGUAACAUCACGUUCGUCAUUCAGCUGCACCUCUACAAGCGUCCGGAGUCCUUCCAGAGGGACCACCUGGGUGUCUACAUCCUCUCUGGGGGGUCGCUAUCGCCCCACACGCAUGGCCUGCUGGGACAAUUCCUCCACGCUCGCGCCACCGUGGUGGUGGCGGAGACCCCGGCACCGGCUGCAGCUACGGUGGUGGCGGGGGCCACCACAACAGUGGCCGGCACCGGCAAUCGGGAUGAAACAGAAGAGGAGGGAGAGACGGAAGAGGAGGACCGGGAAGAACGCGCGGGAGCCACGGCUACGGCGCCGGGACUCUCGGCGACCGCCACGCCGGCGGUCCCGGCCGACGGCGCGGCGUCGCCGGCGACGCUGAACAUCGGCGGCCGGCGCCUGCCGGUGACGGCGAGGGUCCGCCGGACGCACGGCAGCGGCGGGCCGCACGACGUGGCCUGCUGGUUCGCGCGGAGCAACGCGCGCGGCCUCGUCCAGGGCUGCUACGCCGACUACGUGGCCUGCGACCUCUACGACUUCCGCUCCGGCGGCGGCGGUGAUUGUGGUGAAAGUUACGGUGAAGAUUACAACGAAGACGACGGGAAUUUUGCCUGAUGUAGGUUCUUUUAAAUCUAGAUUGAAAACUCAUUUCUUGAGAACUGCCUUUUCUGUUUAGUUUUGUUAUCCAUCCAAUUAGUAUCGGUUUUAUGUACGUAUGUUGAACUGCUUUCCCACGAUAUGUAGCCAACUGUGCUAAUCGGAGGUUGGCUAAUGUCCAGGGGUUGGGUGUGUCUCUUCAGAGGAGUUCAUGACGGCCAUGUUAAAGCACCGAGCCAGCAUUGCUGAAGUCCUGGGUUCAAGCCCAGGGCCUGGAUUUCCAAUACGAAGCAGGUGUUUAUUUUUAUUGUUUGUCAAAUGGCUAUAUGAAUGAACAUUGGUUAAAUUAGGUAAAGGUUCAGCCCUGCAAUCGGUUGCUCGUGCCACUGCUGGCGGAAGGGUCCUCUCCACUAGAGGGCGCUACACACAGCCCCACGAGAGGGAAUUUUUCACCGAUUAUUCCACGUAGGCCAAUACAUCUCGGAGAGGGGUGUGAGUUACCCACACUUUGCCCCACCACGACGCGACCUGCCGAUCGACCGACUGGUCAAAACAUACCCGUGCGAAAACAGUGGGGGUGGAAUGUGUUUUUGUUUGGAGAUGAAUGUAGAUUUUGGUGCUCGUGUGAGAUUUCAAUUCUAUAUUUGUAAUGUUGUGGGUUGUUUUGUAUUCUUUGCA
This is a messenger RNA of Lethenteron reissneri (Far Eastern brook lamprey), 4099 nucleotides long. It is a transcript of the gene ITIH5, whose product is annotated as inter-alpha-trypsin inhibitor heavy chain 5. The record is from RefSeq and is a predicted model, not a curated record. Gene Ontology annotation, molecular function: serine-type endopeptidase inhibitor activity. NCBI's taxonomy places the organism in Eukaryota, Metazoa, Chordata, Hyperoartia, Petromyzontiformes, Petromyzontidae. Gene Ontology annotation, biological process: hyaluronan metabolic process.